CACGACCUCCACUGUGCCAGCUUGGUCAUAGCACCUGACGGGUCUUUCCCAUAUACCCUUUUGCUUCUCCCUCUCUGUCCCUCUCAGUGUCGUGCUCGCCUUUCUCCUCAUCACCCUCAUCUAGUAAGCUACAACAGCUCCCUCCGCCUACCAGUAUACAACCUGUUCCACUCGAGAGACGCAUAAGACUCGUCUCUUCCACCAACACAGAAUACCGCGUGCCAGACCAUCCUACACAAAGGCUGAACAGAGACAGCCUCGAUCGGCCAUGGCAACCCUUGCCCCAUCCAACACACAUAUGAGGCAACCAUUUGGGGUGUUGAACGAGUCCAAAAUUCGUAGUCUCCAAAGUGUAAAGAAUAGACAGAAUGCCACCAGCUCAAGUCCAGCACCAUCUCGCAAACGACGAGCCGUCUCUCCUGAAAUCUCGGAUUCUGAGAAUGUCGAUCCAAACUUGCUCGAUUCCCUACACAAACGUAAACGGUCGACAUUUGACGAUGAUGUCCAUCUUCACAAGCCACGGUAUUCCCUGAACAUCACCUCGACAACUCCCAAACGCCAUCUAGACAGCCCACUCAUGUCCACACCACGGUUAAAUACAUCGAUGAAGCCAACUAGUGCUCCCAUGUCAGCGCCUCCCGCAGCUGGUCGAUCGCCUACCCGAAGACGGCCCACAGGUCUGCUCAACGCAAAGAAACGCUUUGCUCAACCGUCCUUCGGCGCAACAUCGUCCAGCCUUUCAAUCUCAGCUGCUCUCAGCGGCACACUGGCGAGCCGCAAGACUCGCAACUCAGUUUCGACGAAAAAAACUCUAGACUCAAGACCAAACUCCUGGUUCUUUGAUAUCUUUGAAGAGACUGAACAAGUCCAGGACUAUCGUAUGAAUGAGUGGACAAUGACAGAGUCGGCCUAUAGCUUAGACAUAUCCGACGAUGAAAAGAAAGGCAAAGAGGGUCUCGACCGAGGCAAGGAAAAUGUCGAUCCAAAUGAAAGCUCCGCUCCAGUCACUCGAUCCAUGGCUGCUGCUGCCGCUGCUGGGACAAACUCUCUUGCCAAGUCUCGAGCAUCAAAGAGAUCUCCGGACGACAUGGUCGACGAUCGCAUCCCUCUUGGCGACCUGAACCCGACCGAGUAUUAUGGCGAAGGUCUCGACGCCACCUCGGUAGUUCUGGUUCAUGACGACGCGGCUGUGUCCGAACCCGAUGUGCCAAGAUCGCUCGUCACGGCAGAGAAGGAGUUUACAUUUUUAGCCGCAGUGACAACCGCCACGGCGUCUUCGUCAAUGUCUCUGACGGCCCAGGCCAUUGAGACCUUGGACACACCAUCUAUCAGCCAAAUUCUCAGCUCCGCAUCGCCGGAGGGAACCCUGUUGAUGGCCAAGGUUGAUGACAACAUCCAACCCGCGGGUUCAGAGACCAUGGACCAUGCGGACAUUGAGAUCUGGGAGAGUGAAAGUGCAAAGGAUGAAACCGAGCAGCCUGAGUGUGAUCACCUUUGUGACCAGGGUUCAGUUGACCACGAGCAGGCGUUUGCUUUGGCGGAACUGUAAAAGGAUCACCGCCCGGUCCACUUUGCGUUUCUGUGGGACCUUGCACAGCUUUUUACUGAAGGGACACCUCCUUUAAACCCAUCACAUCUUCCCUCCCCCCCGUCCUCAGCACACAUGCAUUCUUCUAUCCACUCACCCAUUCUUCGCUUCAGGCAUUGCUCGUCCAAGUUGUCCUGUACGUCAAUGCCAGUGCACAAAGGCUGGUUCCUGUAGAAGUGUGGAAACUUUGCAGACUAAGGGGCGUAUGGAAGGAAGUCUUGAGUGUUUUCGUUUUCUUUGGGAGUGUGGAAAUGCAUCUAUCUGUCUUCGGUGUGAUUCUCAAAGUUAAGCUAUGGUUGACCCUUGAAUUGGAUUGUUUGAAACAAUGACUUGAGCUGAAUACGGGAGUCGAAU
Messenger RNA from Exophiala mesophila, 1942 nucleotides. RefSeq lists its product as uncharacterized. The transcript has 2 exons. Bases 269 to 1549 code for a protein of 426 amino acids. The record is from RefSeq and is a predicted model, not a curated record. Lineage: Eukaryota; Fungi; Ascomycota; Eurotiomycetes; Chaetothyriales; Herpotrichiellaceae.